AUGUCCACUUAUUUCGAAUAUCCGGACCCUGAAAUUCAAGAGGAACUAAAAAACAUCAUCAAGGCCAUCAUCGCUCCUGGCAAAGGAAUUCUUGCUGCUGACGAAUCUACAAAAACCGUGGGAAUACGCCUCGCGGCUGUCGAAAUAGAAAAUACAGAAGAAAACCGUAGAAAAUGGCGCCAGUUGCUUUUCACUGCUGACCCUGUGAUUUCUGAUAAUAUUUCUGGUGCAAUCCUGUAUCCUGAAACACUCUACCAAAAGGCAGAUGAUGGGACGCCAUUCAUCAAGCUUUUAGAAGACCGUGGUAUUAUCCCAGGAGUGAAAGUGGACACAGGUCUUGUUCCUUUAUUUGGGUCUGAUGAUGAACAUACUGCGCAAGGUCUUGAUGACUUAUCGAAGCGUUGUGCGAAGUACAAAAAAGAUGGCUGCCAUUUUGCAAAAUGGCGGUGCGUAUACAGAAUCUCUGAAACGACUCCCUCCUACCAGGCUCUCAUAGAGAAUGCGAAUGUCCUCGCGCGUUUCGCUUCUAUUUGCCAGAAUGAACGUAUCGUACCAUUUCUAGAACCUGAAGUUUUGACUGACGGCGAACAUGAUCUGGUGAGAACGCAGAAGGUGACGGAGCAGGUGUUGGCUCACUUGUACAAAGCACUCAGCGACCACCACGUCUACCUCGAAGGAACACUGCUCAAACCCAACAUGGUGAUGGCGGGUCGCAGUUGUAAGAUACAGUACUCACCACAGGAUGUUGCGCAGGCAACCGUCACCACAUUGCUCAGGACUGUACCUCCAGCUGUGCCGGGUGUCCUAUUCCUCUCGGGUGCUGGUCAAAACGAGGAGCAGGCGUCAGUGAACCUGAACGCCAUCAACACCGUGGACCUGAAGAAGCCCUGGACACUCACCUUCAGCUACGGACGCGCGCUGCAGUCCUCAGCAUUGCGUAUUUGGAAAGGCAAUAGCGAUAAUGUAACUCGAGCGCAAGAACUGUUGUUGAAAAGGGCUAAGGCAAAUGGUCUGGCUUCUCUUGGAAAAUAUGUACCUGGUUCUAUUGUUUAG
Messenger RNA from Zerene cesonia (dogface butterfly), 1053 nucleotides. Its product is annotated as fructose-bisphosphate aldolase-like. Gene Ontology annotation, biological process: fructose 1,6-bisphosphate metabolic process; glycolytic process. Lineage: Eukaryota; Metazoa; Arthropoda; Insecta; Lepidoptera; Pieridae. Gene Ontology annotation, molecular function: fructose-bisphosphate aldolase activity. The coding region runs from base 1 to 1053 and encodes 350 amino acids. Gene Ontology annotation, cellular component: cytosol. The record is from RefSeq and is a predicted model, not a curated record. The transcript is spliced from 8 exons.